Messenger RNA from Bactrocera tryoni, 1828 nucleotides. RefSeq lists its product as uncharacterized. Gene Ontology annotation, cellular component: SCF ubiquitin ligase complex. Gene Ontology annotation, biological process: SCF-dependent proteasomal ubiquitin-dependent protein catabolic process. Bases 277 to 1677 code for a protein of 466 amino acids. The transcript is spliced from 5 exons. The record is from RefSeq and is a predicted model, not a curated record. NCBI's taxonomy places the organism in Eukaryota, Metazoa, Arthropoda, Insecta, Diptera, Tephritidae.
AUUUUAUAGAGUUUACGGUCUUAAUAUUUUGGAGGAUUUGAGAUCAAAAGAAUAUUUCAGCUUAAAUUGGUAAGAAUAGAGCAACAUUUUUCUAAAUUUGGCCAACUUAUAAAUGUGGAGAUAUUGUAUGGAAAAACUCGAUCCUUUCCAAACUAAUGCAUUAUACAUUAUCAAAAUGCGGAAGACGCAGGCGCUGCCUUGAAACAUAAAUAUCAUACAAUCAACCAUCAACGUGUUGAAGUGCAGUCAUGCCCAAGUUGGGAGCAACCUUAUUUAAUGGAAAAUUUAUUUACGAAGUCCAACAACAAUGUGAAUUUACUUACUUUAAACGAUUACUGUUUAGAAAAGAUUUUUCAACAUCUUGACUUGCGUCAGCAAUUGCGUCUUUCGUUAUGCCAUUCACGUUUGGAUAAGAUCUUCACAUAUAUGAUUUGUCCACGUUUACAACGAACGUUUUAUUUGGAAGAGCUUUUACAAUUUUCAACAUGGGAGCAGCGUCAGUUUCUUAAAUCCGUGGGUAUAUAUAUGGAACGAUUUGUAAUUGCAAAAGAAUACCAAGGCUUUAAGUCUAUAAGGAACAUACGUGCCUUAUUGCAAGAGUUCCAUUUACGUAUAAAAAGCCUAUAUAUUAUCGCAUGGAUGCCGGUGCAAUAUAGGACGCUUCUUACUUCGUUACAACUAAGCUAUAUAGGUGAAUUGGAAAUGUAUCGAUGUAAAUUAAAAGACAAAGAUUUGAAAUACUUCCUUAAAUUACCCAAUCUCAAAGUUCUCGGUUUGGCGUGUAAUUAUUCCAUAAAGGGCACAUAUUUAAAGUGUUUCGGAAAAUUGGAAAGAUUAAGCUUAUACCAUUGUUGGAACAUUUCCAACGAUGAAUUUUCUCAGUGUUGUCGGCAUUUGCAGCUUAGCUACUUAGACAUACGUAGUAGCAUUCGUACUACGGAAACAGUUGUAGAUUUGUGCAAAAAUUUGGAUACAAUAAAAUUGUCGGGUUUCAUUGAAGAUAUUGUCAAAUUACCAAAAUUAAGGUCACUGGAGGUAGAUCACUCCAACUCGCCGAUUACAAUCCGUUUUUAUAAUGCUCUUGUCGAACAUCAUGCUGAUAAUUUACGCGAGUUAAAAUUGACUGGUAAAACAUACCUAAUACUUCCAACCGUGGCUAGAAUUGUACGUUUGCACAAAUUACGUACCUUAUGGUUAGGAGAUCAUGCAUACAACGGAUCAGAACAAGUUGUCCAACUUGUUACAAAACUGAGUGAUUUGGAAGAGAUCAGCUUACAUUAUUCCCUACGUAUUAGAGAUCAACAUUUACUGCCGCUCAUAAUUAAAUGUACCAAAUUGAAACGUAUCAAUCUACGUAUGUGUCGUUAUAUCACAAAUAAUUUUAUUUGGAGCACAUUAGAAAUACUAUCAAAGCGUAUAGCUGCAGCCCAGCCACUCGUUAUUUUAGUUUACGGUACACGCAUCAAAGCUGAUAUUUUACGGUCUUCUGUUUAUCAUAAAAACCGUCACUUGUUGAAAUUAUUGUUUCAUGCCGAUAAACCGCUGACGGGUCUUGUAAAUGAAGGCAGUUCAUUUGAAAUUAAUGAUUUUGAGCUGAAUCGUACUACCAUUGAUACUAUUGAUGUUGAAUUCAUGAAUGAUUCGUCUGAAGAGAACAGCAUUGGAGAACAGCAUUGAUACUAUUGAUGUUGAUUUCAUGAAUGAUUCGCUUGAAGAGAACAGCGAUGCAAGCGAUUAAGAUUUAGCAUUAAAUAACAAAAACUUGGAUUUAUUAUUAUUGGUAUUUAUUAAUUUUUGUUUAUAAAACUUGCUUUUAGUUCACAAUGUG